Messenger RNA from Diabrotica virgifera virgifera (western corn rootworm), 1283 nucleotides. RefSeq lists its product as uncharacterized. The transcript is spliced from 3 exons. Lineage: Eukaryota; Metazoa; Arthropoda; Insecta; Coleoptera; Chrysomelidae. The coding region runs from base 138 to 1283 and encodes 381 amino acids. The record is from RefSeq and is a predicted model, not a curated record.
UGUUUGCAACUCUUCCGAAGUCACCAACUUUUGUUUUUUAUCGUUGUCCACAUCUAAACAUAAAGUUGUCAACAAUAAUUUAGGAAACAUGUUAGUUGGCAACUGGCAGUCUCCAUCAAGACUAUUGUGUUGACAAAAUGGGGUCGAUUGAUGACGAUAUUAUCUUAGCAGCUGCAUCAUUUAUUAUUUUGAGUAAAAAAAAGAAACGAAAACAUAAAUAUUGGGUACGACCAAGCCUCAUAGGAAGAAACACACAUGGAGGAAUUGAGUUAAUAAAUGCUUUGAGAAAAGAUGAUUUGUUAGCAGGACGUAUUGAAGACGGACAAAUAAGAAACUUUCUCCGUAUGACUGAUUCCGAUUUUGAGUGGUUGCUCAAUCUUGUUGGACCAAAAAUUACAAAAAAUGACACUAAUUUUAGAAAAGCCAUCACACCUACCGAACGCCUACUAAUUACUUUAAGAUUUUUGGCUACCGGAGAUUCCUACACUUCAUUAAUGCAUUUAUUUAGGAUUUCAAAGCAAGCGAUUUCAAAAAUUGUACCAGAAGUAUGUAUAGCAAUAUGUGAAGUUCUUGGCGAUCAAAUAAAAAUGCCUGGAACUGCUGAAGAGUGGAAAGUAGUGGCAACACAGUUUAAUAAUCUAUGGAAUUUUCCACAAUGUACAGGAGUUAUGGACGGAAAACAUAUUAUGAUUCAAUCACCAGAACACAGUGGAAGCGAUUACUUUAAUUCUAAAUCGUUUUUUAGCAUUGUGCUUUUUAUUGUUGCUAAUGCAAAUUACGAAGUGUUGUAUAUGAAUGUUGGCUGCCAGGGACGCAUAUCGGAUGGUGGUGUUUACGAAAAUACCCAGUUCAAAAGAAUGUUGUCCGAAUGUAAACUUAAUCUACUUAAUAAUGAAAAGCUUCCUGGUAGAGCCAUGGCUGUUCCUUAUGUUUUUCUGGGUGACGAUGCUUUUCCAUUGUCACCAAAUUUGAUGAAACCUUAUCCAGGUACCCAAGAAAAAGGAUCACAGGGAAGAAUAUUUAAUUAUAGACUAUCAAGAGCGCGAAGGAAAAAAAAAUCAAGGACCACCUACACUCCACCUGGAACUUUCGAUUCUGAAGACAAAGACAGUGGUAAUAUUAUUUCUGGAGCUUGGAGGAACGAGAUGCAAAACAAUAUGCCAUUCCAUAGUUUCGAUAAGAGAGCUCGGAAAUCAAGUAGUGCUGCGAAAGAUGUGAGACAAGAAUUUGCAGAGUUUUUUAUGACCGAACAAGGGAACAUUCCUUGGCAAAAUGACUAUUAA